This is a messenger RNA of Saccostrea echinata, 1511 nucleotides long. Its product is annotated as indoleamine 2,3-dioxygenase 2-like. Bases 175 to 1359 code for a protein of 394 amino acids. Gene Ontology annotation, cellular component: cytoplasm. The transcript is spliced from 14 exons. Lineage: Eukaryota; Metazoa; Mollusca; Bivalvia; Ostreida; Ostreidae. The record is from RefSeq and is a predicted model, not a curated record. Gene Ontology annotation, molecular function: indoleamine 2,3-dioxygenase activity; heme binding; metal ion binding. Gene Ontology annotation, biological process: 'de novo' NAD+ biosynthetic process from L-tryptophan.
AAAUUUCGUAGGAAAAGGAGUGCACUUUCAGUCUCAAAUAAAUUUCCUGCCGGGGGCCCCUUAUUGUUAAUCUAGAUAUGUGACAGUCGGGGAAAACAUUGUACCUAUGUUUAAUAUCUGUCAUUUGUCACCCAUGGAGUAACUGACCAAUUAGGAUGCAAGAUUUUUGACUCCAUGGCCAAACUCCAAGAGGUCAAUUUGAAGGACUACGGGAUUUCUACGACGCUCGGCUUUCUCCUCAGCAGACCAUUAGAAAAACUUCCUGCAUACUUCGAGUCUUGGAAUUCGCUAGCAUUAGAGGCGCCAAUUCUAGCGAGCCGUGACAAAACACUACGGGAAAGAGUACAUACGCUGCCUUUGUUAGACCAUGAACGCCUCACCACGUAUCGUGAACUACGGUUAGCCCACCUCAUAUUGUGCGCCAUCGCUACCGGAUACAUAUGGCAGGAAGGAGACCAAGGAGUUCCGAAUGUGUUGCCCCGGACCCUGGCUGUGCCGUGGUGUGGAGUUUCCAAGCGGCUCGGUCUUCAACCAGUGAUAAAUCACGCCACAUUCUGUCUGGCAAACGUCAAAAUCAAAGACCCUGAAAGGCCCGUCGACUUGUCUAACUUGAAGUGUGUUUACGAGGUGGUGCCCGGGGGUAGACAGGCGGAGUGGUUCAUUAUCGUCACCGCCAUGAUAGAGCACGACUUCUCUCCCGCCAUUACGAUGAUCGUGGAAGCCAUUUCCGCUGCAGACAAGGAUGACGUCAUCAUGUACAAGAAAUCAAUGGCGGGAAUCAGAGAUGUGGUCAAUAAAAUGAAGAAUACAUUCUCUAAAAUGCAUGAUGAAUUAGACGCAGACGUCUUUUAUAAUGUUCUGCGCCCGUAUCUGAACGGAUGGGGAGGGAAUGGAUCGUCCCUCCCGGAAGGUUUGAUCUAUGAGGGAGCCUCAGAGGAACCUCAAAAGAUGAUCGGGGGUAGUGCUGCACAGAGCAGCUCCCUACAGCUAGUGGACGCUGCCCUGGGGGUCGAGCACGAUAAAGAUAUUGAGGAGUUUUUGAACAAAAUGCGUUCCUACAUGCCGCCUAAACACGCCGAGUUUAUAGAGUUGAUUUCCAGAGAGACCAAUCUCAGACAGUACGCAGCAGACAAUCGCGGAGGGGACAUCAAAAUCUCUUACAAUGAAGUUGUGCAGGCAGUCAUUAACUUCCGGUCUUACCAUAUACAAAUCGUCACCAAGUACAUCAUCAUAACGUCAAACAAGGAAACAAGAAGCCGAGACUACGAGUCCGUGUCCAAGAAAGGCACCGGGGGAUCUAGUUUGAUUCCAUUUUUGAAGUGUAUACGUGAAGCUACAGUUAGAACCCUCAUAGACUGAAGGUGGUAUUAUUCCUGCAAAAUGGACUCCUAGCAGCACAUCCAUAUAUGUGUAUAGAAAUUCCAUUCAGAAGGCCAAUCUCAACACGGGAUCAAAGAAAAUGUUACUAAAUUUGUAUUGGCUUUUUCUAAAAUAAAAGAGUAUAUCAAAUA